GCGAUCAGUUCGCGAUUGAAUACUUUUAGUGCUCUAAAUCUGAUAUGAAACCAGGCUAAUUUAACUAGUAGGAUAAGAUAUCCGAAUGAAAUUCAAGAUGACAUUCUUAAAACUAAUAUUAAGUAAUAAUAUAAUAUACCUUGCCAUAGUGGCAAUAGCGAGUCCUAUAAAUGGCGAAGAAUCAAAAAUCAAAGGAAUCGAUGAACAAACGAAAAUCAUGCGCAGUAGUGUAUUAAACAUCAAAUCAAGAAGUACAUCAGAUUAUAUAAUUCCAAUACAUUAUAACAUAGAGUUAAUGUUACUCGAUAAUUAUCUCCGUAGCAAAUGCAUAAUCACUUUAGAUAUUUCUUAUGCAAAACAAAACAUAACUUUUUAUACACCGGAUUCAGCGAGUUUAAUAGUGUCGACAUUAAAGAAGAAUAAUAAUAUGGUUUAUGAAACAAACUCAAUAAAUUUGCUUAAAAACAAUAUUGUCCUGCUCGAUUUCGGUGAUGUCUUGUUGCUUGGAAUGUAUGAUCUGUAUAUAGAGUAUGAAAUCUCAAUUAAUAUCGUAAGGGAAUCUUUCGGAAUUUCGUACAUAAACGAUAAUGAAGAUAUAGAGUGGUUAAUCGCAACAGGUAUCUCAGCGAAAAGACAAAUAUUUCCACAUUGGGACAAAAGGCAAAUAUUUCCACAUUGGGACAAGCCAGAAUUAAAAAUUACUUUUAAUAUUUCUAUAAUGCAUCAUCCAAGAUACAAAGCUUUGUCAAAUAUGCCGAUACAAGAUACUGAAUUGACGAACGAUAAAAUGAUAUGGACAUAUUUUAACGAGACUUCUUCGAUCUCCAUAGAUAGUGUAGCAUAUCUGGUUUCCAGUUUUCAUCAGAGCAUUCUCUUGAAAAAUGAAACAAUUCGUUUAUCGAUAUGGUUUAGACCACAAUCGGAACCGUAUUUAGAAUUUGCGAAAACUGUUAUUUCUUCCACCAAUGUAUACAUACAUAGAUGGAAUAUUUGGAGGAGACAACUUGCGGGGUUAACCUCUGUUUUAUUUGAGAGCAAAAUAUUGUAGAUCAUGUCGUAAUCCCGGAUUUACAAAAUGAAAUCGAACAGACUUUUGGUUUCAUUUUUUAUCGAGAAGCAGAUAUCACUUAUAAUGAAGAAUUAGAUUCUGUCGCAUACGAAACGAUAAUUAUGCGUUUAAUUGCACGUGGGAUAGUACAAAAAUAUAUUAAAAAUCUGUUCAGACCAACUUAUUUAUGGCCUCAUACAUGGUUAAACGAAGGAUUUAAUAUAUUUUAUCAAGCAUACAUUAUCGACAAGGCUCUGCCAAAUUCCCGGAUGAUGGAUCUGUUUGUAGUACAAGUUCAACAUGAAUUACUCUAUCUAAAUACUGAUGUUGUUAUAAAUUCUACUAUAAAAUAUUAUAGUUAUCAUGAAAAUUAUUUUCACUCUUCUAUUUCUCAUAUCAAAGGGCUGGGGAGGGGUGAAAGUAGGAGGAAGGAAAAUUUUUUCUCUCGCAUACGCGGAUGAUGUGGCAGUGGUAGCGGAAAGUGAGGGAGGGAUGAAGGGAAUGAUAAGGGUGCUAGAAAGCUAUGUGGAGAGGAAGGGAUUGGAGGUUAGGUUAGGUUAGGUUAGUUGGAGGUAAAUGUAGAAAAGAUGAAGGUGAUGAGAUGCAGGAGGGGCGGAGGGAGGUGGAAGAAAGUGGUUUGGAAGUGGAAGGGGAGGGAAGUAGAGAAGGUUAAGAAGUUUAGAUAUUUGGGGUACACGUUGACAGCAAAUGGGAGACAGGAAGAACAGAUAAAAGAGAGAGUGAGAAGAGGGGUGAUGGUGAUGAGAGAGGUAUGGGGGAUAGGAAAAAGGAGGUUUGGAAAGGAUUGGGCAAGAAGAAUGUGAUUGUUCGAUAAGUUAGUAUGGGCGGUUAUGGGAUAUGGGGUAGAGAUAUGGGGGUGGAAGGAAAGGGUAGAAAUAGAGAGGGUUCAGGACAGAUACAUGAAGUGGGUAGUUGGAGUGAGGAGGUAUACGCCGGGAUAUAUGGUAAGGGAAGAGUUGCAGAGGGAUAAGUUAAGAGGGACAGCAGAUUUGAGAGCGUGGGGAUAUGAAAGGAAAUUGGAGGAAGGAGGAGGGGGAGAAUUAGCCAGGUUAUGUUGGGGAGAAGUAAAGAAGAGAGCAAAGGAUGAGAAAGUGAUGGGAGAGUGGGAAGAGGAAAGGAGAGAAUUUUUUGCAGAAAAGGGAUGGAAGCUGAGGGAGGUGGAGAGUUUAAGGGAGAAAGGGGAGUUGAGAGGGGAGGAUUUGGUGGUGAGGGAGAUAAGGUGGCAGGAAGAGGAAAGAUGGGAAAAAAUAAGGAAAUCGGAAUUCAAUAAAUGGUAUGGUA
Messenger RNA from Camponotus floridanus (Florida carpenter ant), 2350 nucleotides. RefSeq names its product glutamyl aminopeptidase-like. Gene Ontology annotation, biological process: peptide catabolic process; proteolysis. NCBI's taxonomy places the organism in Eukaryota, Metazoa, Arthropoda, Insecta, Hymenoptera, Formicidae. The transcript is spliced from 6 exons. The coding region runs from base 86 to 1048 and encodes 320 amino acids. Gene Ontology annotation, cellular component: cytoplasm. The record is from RefSeq and is a predicted model, not a curated record. Gene Ontology annotation, molecular function: zinc ion binding; metalloaminopeptidase activity; peptide binding.